AUGAGAGUGACAUCGGAAUUGACGGCGCCCGAAGUUGGGGGGGUCACUCGCCGCCUCUGCCGGUGGUGCCGCCGUGGUGCGGCGGCGGCCUCGGAGUACGUCGAGAUCGAGAGCAUAUUGAGAUUUAGGGGAAUCGAUGAGCCGUCGCGGGAUUUAGAUACACUGAAACAGAUCCUCGAGGCAUUGCAGCUCAAAGGACUUCUACACUCGGGGAAACCGCCAGAGCAUAUUCAGGUCAGGCACCGGAACUUCAUCUACGACGAGUCCCCAGUUGUCAUCGUGGGGACUCCGAGAUCGUCAGGUUCAUCUCCGAUUAACUGGAGACGGGGAAUCAACUGCUCGCCGAGCGGUGGCCGCAACCAAAUCGGUUACAAUUCCCACUCGCCGGAGCCCGAGCCCGAGCCCAAUCACCACAGCUAG
Striga asiatica is the source of this 420-nucleotide messenger RNA. The record is from the annotation of a GenBank genome assembly. Lineage: Eukaryota; Viridiplantae; Streptophyta; Magnoliopsida; Lamiales; Orobanchaceae.